AUGUCCGAUGAGGGAUGGCUAAAGUACGUCGGUAUCACCUUGGGGACUAGCGCCAUCGCCGGCAUCGCUUUUUAUUGGCUCCGAAGGGACAAUCGGGUCGAAAUCGAACGGGAAAGGACCCAGUGGAUCGUCGAACAGCUCAAGUUGACCAUGAGACUCAAGACUCCGAACAAUUUGGGCUCUUAGGGACCAGGUGAUGGUGAUGAGAAUGCAGUUGCGGAGCCUCGAGGCCGAGCUCUCCGAGGUGAAGAACACGGUGGCGACGGCGUCGCCCGCCAUCAGAAGACCCACGUCUUCAACCCCUAGAAGUGUCACUUUCGCGGCUCCGCUUAGGACUGGUAGGAGCAGUGGGAGCUUGGGAAGGGGCAGAAUAUUCGAAAAUGAGUCCUGACAUGAUAAGGGAAAUAGUGCCUGGAAGGUGGAGAGUGCAGAAAUGCAUAGGGUUCAUUGGUGAGAUUACGACUAAAAUAGCCUCAGUUGUAGAGCCGAAUCUGGCUUGAGCCAAAGAAAAAUGGGUCCCGACACGAUAAGAGAAGAAACAGUGCCCAGAUGGUGAAGAGCGCAGACGGGCGUACCCGGGAAUAGCCUAGAAGCCUGAUUUAGUGAUUUAUGAUCAUUUCAAUGUCUCUAAUCAAAAAUCAAAAGCGAGAGAUCAACAGCGGCCUGAAGAGACGCCAGACGAACAGAGUUUCUGGCGUCUUUUCAAAAUAAUGCUUCUUCUUCCCUUCUAAUAAUAUCCCCUCAAGUGGAUCGGUUGGAUGGUCAACAGGGUUUUGAAGAGACGCCAGAGAAACAGGAAGCGUAUUUUUCUCUGACGUCUCUUCAGGAAGUUGUUGAUCUCUCGUCUUUCAAAAAGUUAUGGUGAAGAAGACUUUUAUGUCGAUUUUUUUGAAAAAAAAGGCUUUAUUAUGCUUCAUUUUUGUCUAAAGAAUUGGUCGCAUGGGGAAUGGCUCGACUUUUUGAUCAUUUAGUGACUUUCUCUUUUCCUAGAUUUUAGCGCAAGUCGUUUUGGGUCGGGGAUCUCAGUUAAUUGCUCUUUCUGAAUCAACUUUAGCGAGUUUUCCUUUUCUUUCAGAACUGUAAGAGGUGUUUCCACAUCCGGAAUCCUAAAGAAACGAAAAUUAUUUUUCCCCCGAUUUCCUACUAGCCAUAUUCUGCAAAAUCCCUAUAGUGGGUCUUAAAUGACCAUUUAGGGGGUUCUAUAGGGGUCAAAAAAGAGAUUCUUUCGUAUAUUUCUUCUUUUUCUCCAAUCGCCACAUGAAGCAAAUGCUGUAGUGGGUCCCAAGUGACCAUUUAGGGGGUCCUUUAGGGGUCCUUUCGAAUACCUCCGUAUCCACACCUAUAGUGGGCCCUAAGUGACCAUUUAGGGGGUCCUUUAGGGGUCCUUUCAUAUACCUCCUUAGGGGCUUUUUGCAUUUCCCCUUUAAGAGCCACUCAGAAAAGCAACGACUUUUCAAUUUUCGAAGUUCCAAGUCUUUUCACAUAUUUUCCGGUUUCAACGAUCUUUGGAGAUCCUUCUGAACCUCAAAUAGUCCUCAGAAUACUUUAGUUCCGAAAUAACAACAAAUUAGAGAAAACAACCGAAUUCCAAUCGCCACAUGAUAAGCAAACACCUAUAGUGGGUCCUAAGUGACCAUUUAGGGGGUCCCUUAGGGGUCCUUUCAUAUACCUCCUUAGGGGCUUUCUCCAUUUUCCCUUCAGGACCCAUUCAAUAAGGCAACGGCUAUCCAAUUUUCAGAAUUUCAAGUCCUUUCACAUAUUUUCCGGUUUUAACGAUCUUUGGAGAUCCUCGUGAAUACUUCUCAGCAUACUUUAGUUCCGAAAUCACAACAAAUUAGAGAAAACAACCGAAUUCCAAUUGCCACAUGAUAAGCAAACACCUAUAGUUUGUCGAGAAAACCCGUUUUUUGUUUCCCCCAGCCGCGCCCUUCCACCUCGAGUUCAAGCUAAAAUCAACCAAUUAUGAUAUUCUGCUGCUUCCCAAAAGUGUCCAUAGUCAAGAAAGACCCCCCAGUCCCCCCAAACACGACGACUCCAGAUGCCGACUCGCCGUCGACGUCUUCUUUCGCUGGUGACGUCACCCCGAAGCGGAUUCAGACGUCGAUGAUUCCACGCAACUUCUCCGUCACUUCCGACUCGGAAUACGCUGACGCCGAAGACGAAUGGUGAUCUAUUAUUUGGUGAUGACUUUUUUGGGGGGUUCGGAUCGAUUUUUUCGUCAUAUUUGGAGCGGGUUGACCCUUUUUUGUUUAGAAGAGUAGAUUUAGAUAAAAAAAAUAAAAAAAUUAGGUUCAUUUGUAUGACGUCAUUUUUGAAGUUCGGAAGUUCAAUGACGUCAUAACUGACGUUUUGAACAUUUUACGUUUAAUUUAUGACGUCAUUUUUAAAAUUCGGAAAAUCAAUGACGUCAUAACUGACGCGUGACUUUUUACGUUCAAUUUAUGAUGUCAUUUUUAAAAUUCGAAAGUUUAAUGACGUCAUAACGGACGUUUAAACAUUUUACGUUUGAUUUAUGAGGUUACCUUUAAAAUUCGAAAGUUUAAUGACGUCAUAACGGACGUUUAAACAUUUUACGUUUGAUUUAUGACGUCAUCUUCAAAAUUCUCUUCCUGAAGUACAAUAAUGUCACGUUAAAACAUUAUACGAUCCAUUUUUAUGACGUCAUCGUUUAAAUUAUUUUUCUGGGAUUUAAUGACGUCACGUUGAAACGUUUUCACCGUCAAUUUUAUGACGUUAAUGACGUCAUUUCGAGACUCUUGACAGUUUAAUAAGACCUUUGAAACAAUAUUGGUAUUAAGUAAAAUUUUGCGAAAAAUGACGUAAUUUAAAAGUUUUUUACGAGAAUUAUAUGACGUUAUUUUCGAACUGAUGACGUCAUCAGAAUUUUUUGAAGGCUUUUGGAAAGAUGGGAAAAUCCAAAAAUGAUAUGAAAAUGUGUAUUUUACGGGCUUGUACUUUUAAAAUUUUCAAAACGAUUUGGAGCGUGACAAAAUCGUGGCGUCACUGGGAAAGAUCCUAAUGACGUCAUAAUGCAUUUAAAAAGUUCCAUUUUCAACCAAAAACCGAAAAAAAAAAUCCAAUCGAUCCGAAUCUCUAGUUUUGUCCAUGUUUUAUUGAUUUUUAACCGAUCAUUCCAUUUUUUUUUUCACAUAUUCAAUAAAUUAUUGCUUUUUGAAAGUCGUCUUCAUCGUUCAAUGUUACUUUCGAUCACCUGUGUACUUGUCCCGAAAUGGUCGCAUUUUACAGAUCUUUACCUUUUUUAGGGACAAUGGAACCGUUUCGAUACCGAAUUUGUGCGAUCCUUCCGCAAAGCCGAUCACUAUCAGUACAGUGGUUCGUUUUUUAUCAUUUUCUGUUGAUUUUUCGAGCUUUUGGAAGAGUUUUCAACAACAAAUUCGUAAGAAAAACUGUUUUUUUGGCGCUUUGAGUCAUGGUUUUGAUGUUUCGUGCGGGAAUUUUGUGGCUUUAAUUCAUUUUACACGUUUUAAAACUAUCAAAAGUUGUUUAUGACCAUUCUCGCCCCAUUGGAAUACUUCGAAAAAAUCUAAUUUUGGGCCUUUAUAAGCCGAGGAAACUUCAGGGAAAAUCAUUUUUCGUAUACUUCUGUUCAGUUUUCGCCAUUUUCGUGUUGAAUUUUUCCACUUAUCUAUGAUUUCUACACAGUAAAAUUGACUGAAAAACCGUUUCGGAAUAUCAAAAAAAAUUUUGACUUCAAUUUUGAUGUUAGGGAUCCAUUUCAAAGCUAGAAAAAAGCUCGUUUUCUCGAAAAUUGCCAGUUUUGAUUUUUUUGGCGAGAAAAUUCAAGCUUUUUUUCAUUGAUAGACAAGAUUGUGAGCAGAUUUUUGAGCUUCAGAACAACUUUUUAUGUUAAAAUUACCUUUUUGACAAUUUUUCUUCAAAAUCUGGACGUUUUCAUGAUUUCUACACAGCAAAAAAAUGACUGAGAAAUCGUUUCGGAAUUUUCCAGUAUUUUUAAAAAUUUUUGGCUUCAAUUUUAAUGUUUAUUAAGGGAUUUUCACCCGCUUCAAACUUUAAAUCGAGCUUUUUUUCUUGAACAUACGCGAAAUUUGAACUUUGAGAAAAAUUAAGCUUUUUUUCCAUCGAUAGACAAGAUUAUGAGCAUAUUUUUGAGCCUUAGAACCACUUUUUAUGCUAAAAAUACCUUUUUUAACGAAAAUUUUUCAAAAUUUUGACGUAGUUCGCUGGAGCGCACUUGUCCUUUUUGCCAAGGGGGAAAUUUGUUUGUCGACUUGAAAUUUCUUCUCAAACUUCAAUUUUUUUCUUUUUUUGAUAUUUUUUUCAAAGGUUCUGAGGAGUUUUAGGAAUUUUGAAGGCUCUAAGGAGUUUCAGGAAUUUUUUCCAUGUUUAAAAGAAUUUUUUUGAGUUUUCUUGUUUUAAAGGAGAAACGAUUUUCUCCCUUUGAGAGGAUGGACAUGGAGCUAAUUAGUUUAUUUUUUCCAAUUUAACUAAAAGCCUUUUCGAAAUUUAAAUGGCAAAAAAUCGAUUGUAAGUAGGGAAACAUACACGGCAAAUUGGAUCGAUUGCCCUAGAGAUGUUUGUUUUUUUUUUCUUCUUUUUGGUUAUUUGCCUCGUUUCCCAACGCCUCGUUUUCGUUUCAAAAUCGAUUUUCGUCUUAUUUUUCGGGGUUUUGGGUGUAAAAAUGGCCACGUGAUUGUUUUUAGUAUGAGUUGAGAAAGAUGACGUUUUUUCGGACAUAAAUAAUGGAUCGUUCUUAGUUUUUGACGUUGUCAUGGUCUUUUGAGUCAAAAAAUUGGAUUUUUCUGCUUUUUCUGCUAGAAAGUUGAGCUAUAUACUGUCUUUUUUAUCAGAUUUCAUCAUGAAUUCAAUUUUUUUAUUCGUUUUAAUUAAAAACGCUUCAAAAUUUCGAUCCUGAUUCUGAUUCAUCAAGAUUAAUGUACAAAGUUGAAACUUACAAAAUAAAUGAAAAAAAAAAGCUCAAAAUCUCGAAAACAAGCUCGAAAUCGCAAAAAAAGCUCGAAAUCUUAAAAAAAUCCACGUUUUUCAACGGCUAAAAAAAAUCCAUUUUUGUCGAUAUUCUGAAUAUUUAUUGAAAUAUUUAAUCUUUUAGCUUACUUAACUUUAAAAAUUAAGUAAAAUCUUCAAAUUUUUUUCUUCACAAUAAGAAAAGACCGCCGACCAAGAAGUUCAACGAAACGGCCUCGAAAAAUUUUUGGCGAAACCCGGUUUUUUUCUUUCACAAACCAUACAGUUGAUUCAUCAAUUUCGUCAUUUUUUUAUCCAAAAAAAUGUUUUUUUAUAGUUUUGAAGUUGUAUUUUUUUAUUAAAUUUUUUUGGAGCUUGUGGUUUUUUUCAAAAAAAGUCGUCCUAUAGUUCUGUAGACCAUUUUUGAUUUUUGGAAAGCUGUGAAAGGAAAUGAUAGUUGUGCGUCAGUGCGUGUUUUCUAUGGCGUGUUUUUAAGCUUCCGAAAAUCGGAUCCAAAGUCCAUCGGCUCCACUGUGGCCUAAGCCCUCAAAGAGCAUAGAACAGCGUGUUUUUCUUGUCCCUCAAGUUUUUUUCCCUCCCUCUCGACGAAAGAUUGAUAGAAGGGCUUCUCAAACGUGUUGAAGAUAAGAAAGUAUUUUAUCAGUUUCACCGUUUUAUGUACUUCCAACGCGUCGAAAGCAGUAGUUUUACGGCUUUUUGACAGUUUUGAAGCCUUUCAAUGACCAUUUUUCUAUGCUGCCUUGGAAAAAUGUGAUUUUGAUAGAAUUUUCGGCCUUUUGAUCAUUUUCCGAACGAAAAAAUGAACUUUAGAAAAAUUUCCAGUUCAUUUAAGGUUUGAAAUACGUUUCAAACGCAGAAUAUUCGAAAUAAUUGAAAAAAACUUUAUGUUUGCAAUAGUUUUUUUCAUUUUUUUAUAAAUAUAUUGUCCUGGACAGAAAUGGCUUAAAAAAAUAAAUUUUAACUUUUUUUAAAUCUACGUGCAAGUCUAUCAUAUGGAUAGAUAAUUUUUGACCAAAAAAUUUUUUUUGGCGCCAGAAAGUUGACCUUUUUUUGCCUUUUUCGAUUUUUGAAUAGUUUCAGGUCUUUUUUUCAUUUUUAAAUAGGUAAUGUUUUUUGAAAAAAAUGAGGCUUUUUUUAAUCGUUCUUUGAACGUCUUGAACUUGAAUAAAUCUUCUUGAUUGGAAUUUUUCUCGUUUUUUUAAGCCAUUUCGAACGUUUUUCUAUUAAUUUUCGGUCAUCACAAAAAAAUUUUUCUAGCUAGAUUUUUCAUUCAUUUUUUUCGUUUCAAAACCUUCCUCUUUAUGGGUUUUUUAUAUUUCGCGUCGCUUUCGGGUCGAAUUUUUAACAUUUGGGAUAAAUAUUCUUGGUGACAUUUUUCAGCGCUUUAACCAGCCGCUUUUUUUGACGAAUUUCAUUUAAAAUCAUGGUUAGUUUUUUUAAUUAUUAAGGUUUUCAAAAAAAUGAAAAAAAUGUAUUUUCAGUCUUUUGCCGACGUCGAUGCGCUUUUUCGGUACCGACCGCGUUCAGGAAGGAUACAAAUCCUUGAAAACGGUUCGAAAUUUGAUUUUUUUGAAGAAAAUUGGUUGGAAAAUGAAGGAGAAUCUCGAUUUUUGCUUGUGGAAUGAAGAAAGACUUAAAAAAUCGUUUUUUGAUCGAUUUAAAAGCUUUAAAAACAGAUUUCGAAGCAAAAAUUUGGUUUUUUUUUCUCAGAUUACUCUCAAAAAAAAAAAUCUGAAUAAAAUGAUUUUAUUGAAGAAAAAUUGGUUGGAAAUUGAAAAAGGAAUCAUGAUUUUUUUGCUUGUGGAAUGGAAAAAAAAAUUUCAAAAAGUGGUUUUUUUCAACGACUAAUGAGCUUUUUAAAAAAACUGUUUUAGAAGCGAAAUUGGAUUUUUCUUCUCAAAAAUAGUUCUCAAAAACAACUUGAAUAAGUUGAGCCAUUCCAAAUGCGGCCCACUUUUCUAUUCGAGUUUCCAGAACUACACGAAUGGCGACAAAUCGGCCGAACUUCUCUGGCGACUCGCCAAGUUUUGCCACGAAAUCGGCAGCAAAACCGAAAAAUCCAAGAGGAAGGACAUCGUGGCUGAAGGUUGGUUCAACAAGGAAAAAAGUUGGAUUUUGAAAUAAGGUUUAUUUUUUGAAUAUUUAGUGAGAUUUGACCGUUCAAAGUUCGAAAAAAAGGGGUUUUUUUUCUCGAAUAACUCGAUUUUGAGACGCUGGAACUAUUUCAAAAAUGAAAAGUCUAUUUUUCCGGGCCAAAAAAAGUUUUUGAAUAGAGCUGUUCAUUAAUGGAUUGAGUUUGAAUAUGAAUCUAGAAUGUCAAAUUUUAUUUUUGAAAAUUUUUUCUGCCCAAAACGAGAUUUUUCAUUGGAUGUAUAAGUGUGCCAAAAUCAACAGUUUUGCUUUUGAAAACAUAUUUUCGAGCCGAAAAAAGGGAAAGAACAAAUUUCCUAACUUUCUUCAGACCCAAGUUAUGCGGCUGAGGCUUUUGAUUGGAUUUAUAGUUGCCCAGAAAAGUUUUUGGUCUUGGAAAAUCGGUUUUAGGUUUUUUUUUUCACCCCUUCUCCCUUUUUUUUUGAGUUAUGAAGCUACAAAGUUUGCAAAAUAUGCAAAUUGAAUCAAAAAAGAGCUUUUUCAAGCUUUUCGAAGUUUCCUAAUGAAGAUUUUUUCGUAGAGAUGUGAGCGUGAAAAGUCACCAAUUGGUCCUGUAAAACCAGUUUUUAAUCCUGAGACAAGUGUACUGUAAAAAUGCCUAAAUUUGAAAUCUCAACAUCAAGUUUUUUCGAAAAAGUUGUUUUUGGGCCAAAAUACGCGGCUAAAGCCUUAGUUUUGCUUUAGAAGUUGACAAAAAAGCAUUUAUUUUUUCUUGAAAUCCAGAUUUCGAGUCAAAAAUCAGUGAUUGAACGUUUUUUCUAACUGUAAAGCCUUGAAUUUUACUUUGAAACGUCAAUUUUGCUCGAAAAUACGAUUUUCAAGUCAAAAAUACCGGGCCAAACUUUUUUUUAGUAUUCAAAAUCAAGUUUUAGGCAAAAAAGCGAUCAAAUGUUUUUUUAUAUACUGCAUAAACACUUGAAUUUGAACUUUGAAGGCCAAUUUUUCUUGAAAACCAAAGUUUAGGUGAAAAAUUAGCGAUUAGAGUUUUUCCUUAACUGCAUACACAUUAGAAUUUGAACUUUCAACGACAUUUUUUCACGAAAAAACCGGAAUUCAGGCCAAAAAUAAGCGUUCAGAGCUUUUUCCUAACUAUAUACACAUUAGAAUCUGAACUUUAAACGUCAAUUUUUAUCGGAAACCGAUUUUCAGGCCAAAAAUACGCGACUGAAGCUUUCGCGGCAGAUCCGAACAACUUCCUGGCCGCCAAAUGGGCGGCCAUCAUGUCGGGCCAGAUCACCGAGUUCCUCGGCACCAAGGAAAAGAUCGAGCAGGGCAAAAAGUGCAAGGAGUACCUGGACAAGGCGCUGACCAUGGACGCCAAGGAGUACUCGUUGCUCCAUUUGCGCGGCCGGUGGGCCUUCAACGUCGCCAACUUGAGCUGGCUCGAGAGAAAGGUUUCGGGAAUGAGAAAAAAAAAAUCCAUCGAGAAGGUUACUUUUUAAAGAAUUGGAUAUGAAACAAAAUCCAAGAGAAAAUCCCAGACGUGCCGGAGCACUUCCAGAGACCACUUUAGAGGCUUAAAGAUUCUUUUAAGACUUAAAAGUGAUCCCUAGAACUUCUCGAAAAGCGUCAAAAUGUUCUCAGCACUUGGUAACGCGUCCCGGACGUGUCGGAGCUGUUCUAGUGACCACUUUAGCGGCUUUAGUGCCCUAAGUAAUCCCUAGAACCUAUCAGAAAGCGUUUGAAUGUUCUCAGCCCUUGGGAACGCCUCUCGGACGUGUCAGACCACUUCAAGGGGCAACUUUAGCGAUUUCAGAGCUCUUAAGUGAUCCCUAGAACCUCUCAUAAGCGUUUGAAUGCUCUCAGACCUUGGUAACGCCUUCCGGACGUGUCGGAGCAUUUCAAGUGACCACUUUAGCGACGUCAGAGCUCUUAAGUGGUCCCUAGAACCUCUCGAAAAGCGUCCAGUUUUCGUUACCGACGGCCAAGAUACUUGUCCAUGGAGCGCACAAGCCUUGUUUUUUCUGUAUUUGAUUUUUCAAACUUAAAUUUUGAAGGAAAAUUUUCAAUGAAAAAGAACUCCAGAGUGGUCCCUAUAGGGAAAAGCUUGAAAGCCUUUCGAGGGUCCUCUCUAGAGACCACUUUACCAGCCCCUAAAGGGGCUAUUAAAGCUUGCAAAAGUGGCCCUUACAGAAAUUUUAGUUAGUGACUCCUAUAGGGACCACUUAAGCUUUAGGGGCCAAGAUAUCAGGCCCUAAAUCCCUAGAGUGACCACCUUGAUUUUACCCCUGUAUGGACCGCUUUUUCGGCCUCUAUAGGGGCUGUUUUCCCACCUAACCCCUAUAGGGAUCACUUUAGAAUUCCUGAGUUUGACGGUUCACAAAUACUUCGAAGAAUAAGGCACUUAGAACAAUAUGAGAUUCAAUUGAAGGGAUAUAGCUUUAGAAAGAAAAAGCCAUAAUUCCCUUUUCUAAAAAAAAACAUUUUCAGCAACUCUUUUCAAUGAAACUCUGUUAUCACUGUGUAAAUGUCAAUUUUUGAGAAAUGAGGAUUUUUUUUCCAGGCGGCCGCCGUGUUCUACGCGACUCCGCCCACGGCGACGAUCGAAGAGGCGAUCGCCGACCUGAAAGCCGCCUACGACUUGAACCCCAAGUGGCUCGAGAACAUUGUCUUCCUCGCCAAGGCCUACCUUGCCGCCGGCGACAAGGUUGGUUUGGGAGGCGUUGCGGUCGCGUCGCGGUCAGCAAUAUGGUGUCGAAAAUGAGAAGGACAUUUGAGAUCAAUUUUGACUUUUUGAGCUGGGAAUUUUUUCAUGUAAUAAGAUAACCGAAAAAAAAAGACUCAUGAUAAGAUUUUUUUGACUUUUUGGGCGUUUUAAGUCAUGUUUCGGGAAAUGUCGUAUCUAAAUCCUGAAUAUGUUUCAAAAGAGAUAAGGAUGAGUUCAAAAUUUUAAUUUUGAUACUGUUUUUUUUGGGUGUUUAAAGACGCUUAGCUAUAAUUAUCUUUAUCCAUAGAGCGUGAGAAAAAAAAAAUUUUUUUUGAUUUAUUGAUCGGAUUUUUCGGCGCUUUGAGCCAAGACUGUAAUAAAUCGAUAGCAAGGCUUUAUUUACACUUUUUGGAAAUAUUAGGCCGGGAAAUUUUUCAUUAAGAAAAUUUGGUCAACAUAAUUUUUUUCGGUCGAUUACCGUUUGUAGAAAUUUUUUUAUGGAAAGAAACCAAAUUUAUGGUUUUUUUUUUUUUUCAAUAGUUUUUUUAGCGCUUUAUUUUUACGGAAAAUUACAUUUUUUGAAAAUUAAUGUGGUGAUAGUCCAUUCGUCGCUAGCUCUGCUCAAAAAAAAAAAUUUAUUUUUUUGAAUUUUUAAAUUCAAGAGUGAAUAUAAAAUUAUUUUCUUUCCAAAAGCUUCAAUGAAAUUUAAAGCGAAUUUCACUUAAAUUCGCCAUUUUUCUAAAAAAUUUAUCAUUGGAGCGUAAUUAACUAGAAAAAUGACCUUUUUUUCUUGGACAAUCAAUACAAUUACCCAUGGAGCGCAACUGGAACUUUCUGGGAAAAUUUUUAGUGACCACUAUAGGGCUUUGACGUUUUAGUGGCCCCUAUAGUAGUCGAAUUAGUGGCCACUAUAGGGGUCUAAGUGCUACUACUAGACCACUAAAAAUUUCAGUGGCCACUUUAGGGGUCAAUGGGUCAACAUAACUGAUCCCAUCUGUUUGUUUUAAAAUUAUCAGAGUUACUGGAAGGAAUACUGGAUGAAAAACUACUGAAGUAGCCACUAAAAAAGAAAAAAGUGACCACUAUAGGGGUGGGUUUAGUGGCCGCUUUAGUGUCCUCUUCAAGUAGUCCUUGGCCAGCCUCUAUAAUGGCCACUUAAGAUUCCCCAGUUCCUUUUCCUGAAACAAUUCGUUCUAUAUUUGGCAUCGAUCGUUAAGUCAAUAAUCAAUAAAGUAUUGAUUGAUGAUUCACAGGCCUCGGCUGGCAAAUACCUCAACGAGGGCGUCCAACUCGCCCCGGAGAACGACAACGAGAAGGAGCUUCUCGUGGAGGCCAAGCAGCUCCUCAGCAAAUGCUAA
This is a messenger RNA of Caenorhabditis auriculariae, 11121 nucleotides long. NCBI's taxonomy places the organism in Eukaryota, Metazoa, Nematoda, Chromadorea, Rhabditida, Rhabditidae. The record is from the annotation of a GenBank genome assembly.